Xylaria bambusicola is the source of this 1884-nucleotide messenger RNA. RefSeq lists its product as uncharacterized. NCBI's taxonomy places the organism in Eukaryota, Fungi, Ascomycota, Sordariomycetes, Xylariales, Xylariaceae. The record is from RefSeq and is a predicted model, not a curated record. Gene Ontology annotation, biological process: proteolysis. The coding region runs from base 604 to 1443 and encodes 279 amino acids. The transcript has a single exon. Gene Ontology annotation, molecular function: serine-type peptidase activity.
AAAAAAAAAAAAAAAACCGAAUUUGUAUCAACCAGGCACCACAAGGCGGACGCCAAACUACCCUUUCCCCAACAUAGAGACAGCAUGGCUAGGUUAGGUCAAGCUGUUGCAGUUUCUUUCUGUGUCGUAUCUUAUAGAUGUGGACGAUAUCCCACCUACCUACUUCGUCCCUGCCAAGAACUCCAUGCAUCACGCAAAAAUCACGAACAAGCAUACAAUCGCUUUUAAGAUACCCAUGGGAGCAGUGCAGAUCCGGACCGCCUAUCUCGACCCAACAAAAGCCCUCGCCGAGAUGCACGGACAGAGCAGUUCUUCCUCCAGCAACACCACCUGCCUUGCCGGGAAAUCGGGGCGUGCCAUCACCGCCCUAUCACACCCGCUAUGCUGAUGAUGCUAUUUGGCACAAUGGACUAUAUAUCCGGAUCGGUUGGGACUUACCGCUGCUGAUUUGCAAUUGUUGAGAGACGAGAGGGGAAUAUAUAUAACCAAGCUUUGAUCAUGAAUUGUUUGUGAAUGAGUUGAGCUUCCCAUCAGACUGCGUACACAUUGCACGUCACACACAAACAUAGCGUGUAGUAGUAGUCAAUCGCUAAGCACCUCACCAUGCGGUUCCCAACGGCAACACUCCUCGUCCUCGCAACCCAAUCUAUGGUAGCAAGCGCGAAAGACCCCGUCGUCGGCCCAGUCAAUGGAUCCCUCGUGGUAGUUGGAGGUGGUUCGCUUUCCGACUCGAUCUACCAAGAGGUCAUCAACCGCGCAAAAGGCGGCCCGAUCAUCGUGAUCCCUACCGCAGACGAACAGCCCACGUACGACCAGAACGCCGCUGGCGCCGCGACAUUCCGCCGUCUAGGCGCAUCGAGCGUGACCGUUCUGCACACAUAUGACCCGAAAGUCGCCGACACAGACGCCUUCGUCGCGCCCCUGCGCAACGCAUCGGCCGUCUGGUUCGGCGGAGGCAGACAGUGGCGCCUGGUAGACGCCUACGCAGGCACCAAGGCCGAAGCCGCCUUUCAAGCCGUGCUCGACCGCGGCGGCGUCAUCGGCGGCAGCUCGGCGGGCGCGAGCAUCCAGGGCAGCUUCCUGGCGCGCGGCGACACCAAGACGAACCAGAUCCUCGUGGGCGACCACACCGUCGGCUUCGGGUAUCUGCGGAACGUCGCCAUCGACCAACACGUGCUGGUGCGGGGCCGCAUCUUCGACAUGUUCGAGAUCCUGAAGGUGCGGCCCGAGCUGCUCGGCUUCGGAUGCGACGAGAACACGGCGCUCGUGGUCGACGGGGACGACGCGCACGUCAUCGGGGCGACGUACUGCGCGAUCUACGACGGCGGCUUCUGGGCGCGCGAGGGCAGCGCCGAGAAGAAUCUGCCGCCGAGCGAUCAGCUCUUCUACUUCUUGAGGGCUGGGGAUAAAUAUAAUCUCGCUCAGCGCAAGGUCGUUCAAUAGAGUUUUGAUGGCGAGGAAAAGCCAUGAGACUGGGUGGAAUUGAGUGGAUUGUGUACGGUAUGAAGUUUUGUCACUGCUUCUACUUGAAUAGCACCAAUUUACUUGAUACAGAACAAAUGCUUGACAGCCGUGUCUGAUGUGCAUAUGAUCUUAACACUGCCCGGUCUUGCUUCUGAGUCUGCGUUGCAUUCAUUGUCCCAUAUCAGCAUCAAUAUUGCUUUGAAAGAGGUGGUGCAUUCGGUUGUGCCGGCGCCCUAAUUUUUCCAGCUCAAAAUACUCAGGUACUUAUAGGUUGUAUAUCUUGUUAUUACCUAGGUACGGUUGUAUAUAGAAAUCAGAACAACUGCGGUUCAAGAUGAUCAAAUGCAUACAUACAAUUGCUCAUGACGAGUCUAUACUCAUGAAGGUGCUACUAUUGGUUGAUACUUCGCACGACAAAAA